UCUCGCUCGCCCGAAACGCUUUCGGCGCCUGUUUCAAAGAAGUUUUACCCCCGUGUCGUGGGGGUGGAACCGGGGGAGGGGGGAAAGGAGCUGUCGUGGCCGAAACCUCGUCUUAAAACAUGUCGUCCAUGAAAAAUGCGUCUUGAAUUCAACUGACGGCUUUUCCUUUUUAUUCCAACGGCCAACAGAGGAGGCUUCUCCUCGGUGGGCCCAGCUGUCGCCGUAAAUGUGAGGGGGCAGAAAGGGGGCAACGCGAUGUGGGUCUACGCCCUUCCUCCCCAAGGCUCUUAAAGGUCUCUAAGGUGACAAGGGGGAGAAGAUUGCUGAUAUGGUUGGGAUUCUUGCUAUGGCUGAUACAGUGGAGGAAUAUGAUCUUCCAUGUAAGAAGCAGAGGAAAGAUGUUGAGGAUUCCCCCACAAACACAAUCACAAGCUACUUUUCGCCAGUUUCCAAAUCGAUUGACACAACCUCUCCAUCACCCAAAUCCAGCAACAUACUCGAUUACUUCAAGAAAACUCAAAGUGGGCAACACGUUGCUUCACACUCUGUUGAACGGGAAGGAAAGAAUUCAGCAGGAUUAUCUGUGAGCAACAGUAAGGAAUUAACUCCAAGGAGGCAACGAUCUAGUAAAAGAGUUAAUUUAAACAACAGACUCUCGGCCUCAGAUUGCAAUGAGGUGGUUGAAAUAAAAGAUACCAGUAACUUGGGUACUGCAGAACUGGAUGGCGUGAGGUCUAUGGUUGGGGUUCUUGGCAGUGAUACAGCAGCACUGAUUGCUCAGCUUUGCGCACAGAGUGAGGAGCUGUUUGAAGACAACAAGGAUAACAUUUCCAUUGAUCUUGAUACCACAGCACGAAGGAAAACAGCAACUAAGAUCAAAAAGGGAAUAGAAAGUGCCAACGAUUUAUGUAGCAACCCAUUGAAGAAAACACAAAAGAAAAGGGUUAGAAGGAGAGAGGUGAGUUCUUCUGGACAAUCGGAUGUUGAGAGUAAAACUAAGGAAGAUUGCUGUGAUGAAGGUUCUUUGGCUUCCCAGACUGUGGUCAUUGAAGAUGAGGGAACAUGUCUCAGUGAGGAAAAUGUAGAGCCAACUGCUGAAGAGACAAGUUCCCUGAACAAUAACACUGUUACUGUAUCAUAUGAGGAAUUUAUGAAGAACCAAGAGAGUACAAAGGCUUUGGCUGAGAAAGGAGCUGGGAUCCAAUCUGAAACAGUCCAGGGUGUCAGCCUUGGAGAAAGCACAAAUUUAACAGUCUCUCAGCAAGUAUCUCCCAAAACCGUGACUGUCCACGUCCAAGUUCACACUAAUGAUGUGUCUGCCUUGCCUCGCACUUCCAAAGUAAAACAGCAGAAGAUAGCAUCAAUCUUUCUGCGUAAGAAAAUGGACCCUGAAGAUGAGGUGCCUGAAAUCCAAGAAGCUGGUCCACAUUCUGCUGAGGGUACUGACCCAGCUCCCCCCAGAAGAUCCAAUGUUGUGAUAGCAGAGGAAGAGCUGGAGUUGUCGGUGUUGGACGCAGCUGAGAAAUCUCCUUUGAAGACCAAAUGCAGCCGUGCCGAGAGGGACCAGUUUAUGAGUGCUUUCAGGCAACCCCUCACGGCAGAGCCGGUGAAAAAUGGGGUCAAGAAGGCGGUGCGGAAGCCAAGGGGCUCAAAGGAAGGGUUAGCAGCACCGAGUCUGGCAGCAGAGGAAGGUAGUGACAAGCCCAGCCAAGAGAAGGAAAGUGAGGAAUCUGUCCAGCCUAUACAGUUUGCAACGUCAACCCAAGCCAGCAAAGAUGGUAGGGUGAAUGUAAAAGACUCUGGAAGCAUGAAAAAGAGAAAAAUAAAAAGCAGAAAAUGUCCCCAGAGCAAUGGGAAAGCAGACUGUAAAAAUGUAGUUGAUAAUGGAGGGGAGCAAGCUGAUCCCAAUGUGAAAAUAUCUGAAGAGUACACUGCAAAACCAAAACCAUCGAUGCAUAUUGAUCCGGCAACAACCCGAUCGAAUGAAACCUGCAGAAUUACACGGCAAAGCCUUCGACAGCAAAGAGAUACUUGUGCCUAUGGCCUGACUCCAAGUAAGCCUAUUGCAGUGGAUAAUCUGGGUACCCCAGUCCAUGAGUCAACACCAAAGAGUGCACACUGGUCUUCAGAAGAAAGCAGCAUCUACAAAGCAGAAAUGCUUCCUGCCACCCCUGAUCAAAGUCCUUUCAGAAUGAAGUUUACGCGCCUCUCUCAGUCAAACAGUGCUGAAGAAGCCAGAGAGGUGGAUGAGAAUUUGGAUUUUACACCCAAGAGCAACCAGACAUGCAGAUCCAAGAACUUGGCCGAAGCAAAGAGACUGGUUGAAGACACCAAAGCACAGAACAAGUGCAGGAAUCAUGCUGAAACCAUUACACCACUGAGGCGGUCGACGCGACAGCAAGCCAAAUUUGAUGGGAAGUCUCAUGGGACUGAGAACCUUGCAGUUAACUUGAGUUCAAGUACAGAAAGCAACUCAUCGUGUAAAAUUCAAAAUGAAAAGAAGCCCAAGAAACUGAAAAAUUUGAGUGAUGUGUUAGGGAAGAAUUUGGGUGCACCAGCAGCUAAGAACACAGCAGAAGACAUCAAAGUUGCUUCCAUAUUUUUAGCUAAAAAGGUGGUCAAAGCUCACCCGCUGGAACCUAUCACCAUUGAUGAGAACAGCUGUAAUGGGUCUGAAAAUUCUCAGGACACGGAACAGUUCCGAGCUAAGCGUCAGUUUCUCAUGAGUGGUUUGCCGGAUACCUUGAAAAAGCACAUAGCAAAGACGGCAGCAGCAAUGGAGAUCUAUUCUACUGCUGGUGUUUCUUUCCAGACUGUUGUUCAUGUCCAGCAAAAAUGUCAAGCAUCAGUACUGUGGGACCUACCAUGGCCCAGUCAUGUCACUCUGAACCAGUUUCGGGAUCUGGGUGGUAGAACGGAAGGAAUUCUGAAAUCCUCCCUUUCACUUGGCGACUUCUCCGAAGUGAAUUGCACAGCUCCCAUAAAGGCACCUUGGAUUGGGUUAUCUGACUGGAGGACAGAAUUCUCACAGGAUAUCCAGAAGUGCUUACUGGAAGAAAUAAAGUUGUCCAAUCCAGAAUUCCCUGUACGAAAACUGUUCAAGCCAUUACUCCAGAAACGAAAUGAUCAUUUUGCAGACAUGCUGAGAACAGGAUCUUCAAACAAAAUGGAGAAUUCUGUUAUAGAGCUUGAUGCAGAGCCCCAACAAGCAUUACCUGUGUGUGCCAACCCAGAACCUCUGCUGGGGAAAAGGAAGAGACGGGUUGAAAGGCAAGAUCAGAAACAGAAGAGGAAGAAAGCACUUGAAAGUGAACAGGAUUUGAUUAUCAUCAAGGAUGAGGAAUAUUGCACUCAAGAGCUGUCCACAGGGUCUGAGAGCUCUGCAAGGAACGGAAGAGGCACUGACAACCAGAACUGCACAGCUUCGACCAGGAGUCGGCUGAGUCGAUCCAUUAAGAGAAAGCAGCAGAAGUCUGAAUGUGAGAGCAAAGUAGCAGAAGCUCAGACCGUGUCCGCCCCAUUGUCUGUUUCUAAAUUGACUGACCAACCAAAGAGGAAGCAACCUGACACUUCUGAUGGUUUCAUCAAGGAAGAUCUGCUCUGGACUGAGAAAUACCAGCCACAGCAUUCCAGUGAACUUGUUGGAAAUCUCGGUGCAGUCAGGAAGUUACACAGUUGGUUAAUGGAAUGGAAGAAAAGAGCUGAUAAAGAAGAAACGAAAAAACACAAGGAAAGAAAGACUGAGAAAGAUAAGAAAGUGGAUGCUUGGGACAACAGUGAUUUUAACUUGGAGAGUUCCGGGGAUGAAGAUUUUUUGUGCAAUACAGUGCUAAUUACUGGACCUCCUGGAGUUGGGAAAACGGCUGCAGUUUAUGCCUGUGCUCAGGAGUUGGGCUUCAAGGUAUUUGAAGUAAAUGCCUCCUCACAGCGAAGUGGCAGACAGAUCCUCUCUCAGCUUAAAGAAGCCACGCAGUCUCACCAAGUUGAUAAACAGGGAAACAACGCUCUCAAGCCUGCCUUCUUCAGUGGCAGCAAGUCUCUUCCACUACAAACAGCCAGGUCUCCAAAGAAAGCAAACUCUCCCAGAAGCACUGUCACACCACCUAGGAAAACUUCCUUGUCUCCUAGGAAAAGGGGCUCAAAGAAGAACCUCGCACCUAUGUUCUUAGCAAAUUUCUUCAAAGCCCCGGUGAAGUCUAACAAAAAUGAAGAAUCAGAGAAAACUGACAAGCAGAUGAGUGUCAAAUCACAGAAUAUUUGUAAGGCCCAGAAGAACAAUCCUCAAGUUUUAGAAGUAUCUAAGAUUCACCCUGGGUCUGAGAGCAAAGACAUGGAAGAGUGUAACAGAAAGAGUGCCACAUCACUCAUUUUGUUUGAAGAGGUAGAUGUGAUAUUUGAUGAUGAUGCUGGAUUUCUCAAUGCAGUUAAGACCUUCAUGGCAACUGCAAAACGGCCAGUUAUUCUCACAACUACUGAUCCCAACUUCAGUUUAAUGUUUGAAUGCUGCUUUGAAGAAAUCCGUUUUAAAGUUCCGUCUUCAAAAAAUGUUGCCAGCUACCUCCAGCUCUUGUGUCUAGCUGAAAAUUUAAGGACUGACAGGAUGGAUCUGGUCUCACUCCUUGCUCUAAAUAAAUGUGAUAUACGACAGAGUAUCCUCUACCUGCAGUUCUGGGUGAGAAGUGGCGGCGGCCACAAAGUGGACAGAGUUCUCCCCAUUGGAGGAACGAAUGUAGUUCCAAUCCCAGCUAAGGAAGAACUGGCCAGGAAUGCUGUUGCUGCUGAAGGUACUGUGGAAGGAUUGUCAAAGGGCAGCUCCACUGUGAAUAUGCAGGAUGUCCCCAAAUGCAACACAGGAUGUACGGAGAACCUGCUUGGCUUCAGAAACAAUGCAGAACCUUCAACUGACCUCUUUUCCGUGUUCAAGCAGGAUGCUGUCACCCCAGAGCUGCGGCGGAGUCAAGUGCAAGUUCUCCUGGAGUUCCAAAGGCGACGAAUUGACUUCAUCUUCAGCAACCUGGUGUUCCUUCUGCCUCUACCGCUGCGUGUCAGUCCUAUUCCAGAGAAGCUGGAGGAGGUGCAUGUGAAGGAGACUGGGGCUUCCAUCUGCUCAGCAGUCAAGACCAGUCCUGUAAAACUGUCGAGCAGGGCGAAGCACAGCAGAAAAACCAUUCUGUUUGAUGAUAGUGACUUGUUUGACAAUGGGUUAAAUAGCAGCAAUGCUUUUUUAAUGUUACCAAAUGAAGGUUCCACUCCAUCUUCUCCUGCUAAUCAGGCACCAGGAAGCUUGGCAAGUGUAAUGAAUGAGAACAGUUGCUCAGAGAGCAGGUUUGACUCCUCUGUUGCUGAAAAGAAACCAAGGACAUUAGCAGAAAGGAGGUGUUCUGAGCUGGUAACUUCAUGCUUGAAGUCGAUAGCUGAAUUUACGGACAGCAUCUCAUUUUUGGACUGCUGCCUGAGCAGAAGGGCGAUUGACAGCGAGAGUUCGUGUGGGCAUAGCAGCUACCACUGGGCUGCCGCAGAGAUUAAAAACGGCAUGUUGGAUGAGAGGAGGCUCGAUUCGGGAGAUUGGUGGUCCCUCCACAGCUUGAGUGAGACCAGAGCAGCUGCAGAGGCCUUGAGCUGGAACAGGUGUCGAUCACAGAUCCAACAUGCCAUGAACUCAUUUGGCACCAAGUGCACCGAGUCGGGGGAGGAAGCUGUGGAGGACCUCGUUCUUUGUGUUCCCUAUCACCAAAGCAGAAAUGCGGUGUUUACAGAUCUGUACAAUCAUACCAGCGCUGCAUCUAGAAGGAUUGAUGUACUGAAAACUGUGUUUUCCAACAACAAAGCGUUUGCGGGUCUGAGUGGCAGGCGAGCAAGUGCCACGGAAUACUUGCCAGCUCUCCGCACUAUCUGCAGGGCAGAGAAAUUGAAAGAGCAGGGCAAAGCAAAACGCAGGUUUCUGCAUUAUCUGGAUGGUGUGCACCUAGAACUCCCUAAAAACACUCUCGAAGCCCUUGCAACAGAUUUUCCCUGAAGUUCCUGACAUGAAAGCAAUAUUAUUUGUACAGUAAAAUACUACAUAUUUCAAAGACAAAGACUGUAUCUAUGGGGUAUUUUACCCUUGUCUCUUUCUGGUACGUGUGUGUGUGUGUGUGUGUGUGGAUGAAUAUUAUUUGUACAGUAAAGUGAUAUGAAUUUUUUUUAGAGGAAUGGUGGAUUAUCAUAAUUUAAUUGCAGCAGAUAACUACAUACCUGUUGUCUAAUAAUGUAAAAACCAGUGCAUGACCAUUUUUAUUUGGUGGUGGAGUCUGCUUAUAGCACUUGUGUGAAAGCACUGUUAACUACAUUGCUGGCCAUCUGUCAUAGGUAGCCGUGGUUGUUUUUAUGUGAGUUAGAGAGGGAGAUCAUUCCAACAUUCACACAUGCGUUGCCACUUGGCCACUGGAUAGGAACCAAGAGUUUGAGCCUCGAAUGCUUUUUUUUAACUAACUACUCCCCAGUCCUUCUUAUUUUGGGGAAUAAAAGUAUUUGAAUACUUUUUUGAUUCCCAAACCCUUUUUUUUUCCAUGUUGAUAAAUUGUUCUCUUCCCUCUCAACCAGUGCUGGCUGUGUAUCUGCCACAAGUGUUAUGAACAGCACCAGAAACGUAAAGCAGCGCAAACGGAUGAGAUUAACCCUAAAGCUGCUUACUGAUCAUCUCCUGCAGGGUAAACUACGAUCUGAAUGACUGGUUCAUCAUGUUUUCCACUGAAAUGUCUUAAUUUCCCAGUUUUACAUUUCAGGAGGAUCAUAAAUAAUGGGCUGUGUGAUUGUACACCCCAUUCUGACAAAAUCUAUGGAAUUAAAUAAAUCAGACUUGUGCUAUUUAACUGCAAACUCCGAUGCUAUGUGGAGUACAAGUCUUUGUGAAGACUUCACUAGUAGGGAGAUUGAAUUCAAGGGCCAUGGGGGAAUGUUUACGGCUCUGGUUAGGCCACACUUGGAGUAUUCAAGGAUCGGCUUUAUCCACCAUAUACAUUUACAUGGAUUGGCAAUUUGCUGUGAUGAGCUGGUCGGGGUGAAACAUGCAACUAAAACCAACAAUCAACUAUAUUUAUAAAGGAUAAAGAAUUAUUUAAAAAUAAAUUCAGAGGUUAAAGCAUGAAUAUGAAAUGAAAUGUGCAUCGAUACCAACAUGUAUUUAGACCACAAGAUGUCAGAGCAGAAUUAGGCUAUUUGGCCCAUUGAGUCUGCUCCACCAUUUCAUCAUGGCUGAUCCAUUUUUCCUCUCAGCCCCAAUCUCUUUUCCUCCACCAUAUCCCUUCAUGCCCUGACCAGUCAAGAAUCUUAUCAACCUCUGCCUUAAAUAUGCAUAAAGACUUUGCCUCCACAGCUUUAUUCAUUUACAAUGUAAAUAACAUAAAAAGUGAUGAAGAGAGAUUCUAGUUCAGUGCAGUGACUGAGGUAAUAGACCGGAGUGGUGCUCAGUUCUGGUCGCCUCAUGGUAGGAAGGAUGUGGAAGCUUUAGCAAGUGUACAAAGGAAAUUUACAAAGAUGAUGCCUGAAUUAGAAGGCAAGUUGUGCAAGGUGGGGUUUUUGUCCUUGACCUGAAGGAGGAUGA
Molecule: messenger RNA, 7582 nt
Organism: Mobula hypostoma (lesser devil ray)
Lineage: Eukaryota; Metazoa; Chordata; Chondrichthyes; Myliobatiformes; Myliobatidae
Gene: atad5a
Product: ATPase family AAA domain containing 5a
Exons: 24
Coding region: 329-6016 (1895 amino acids)
Cellular component (GO): nucleus
Molecular function (GO): ATP binding; ATP hydrolysis activity; DNA clamp unloader activity
Source: RefSeq, a predicted model, not a curated record